Molecule: messenger RNA, 5897 nt
Organism: Passer domesticus (house sparrow)
Lineage: Eukaryota; Metazoa; Chordata; Aves; Passeriformes; Passeridae
Gene: TBC1D24
Product: TBC1 domain family member 24
Exons: 9
Coding region: 387-2072 (561 amino acids)
Biological process (GO): response to oxidative stress
Cellular component (GO): nucleus
Source: RefSeq, a predicted model, not a curated record
GCGCCCUCUGCGCAGGCGCGGGGCUGCUCGCGCCCCCGGUCCCGCCGGACGCGGCCCGGAGCGGCGGAGAGCGGUGGAGAAUUACAGAAAAAUGUUCACUUACCUGGAGCUGACAUUGCCUCUGCGAUGGACUGGUGUCCUGCUGUUAUCGGAUCUCUCGGAAACACAUGCUGAGCUCACCCUGAGACCCCACAGCUGAACUGUGUAAGAUACCUCACUUUCAGAAUUGGAGUCAGGACAAUGUGUUGCCUCCUUUAAUUACAGUCUGAGAAUUGGUUUCAGAUGUGGAAGAAUGCAACAAAAAGAAAUGAAAAAUCCAAGAGUCCACUGAUGACUAACUAAAGUCUCUGUUCUCAUGAUUUAUGUGAUUUGCUUCUCCUGGAGCCAUGGAUGAAUACAGCCGCUUUGUGGACUGGGACAAAAUGGAUGUGAGUGCCCAGAGCCAGGAUACAAAAGAGCUCACCUGCACAGACUUACACGAGCUCAAGCAGCUCGCCCGGCAGGGCUAUUGGGCCAAAAACCACUCUCUGAGAGCCAAAGUGUACCACAAGCUCAUCAGCAAUAUCCCAUGCCGUACAGUGACCCCGGAUGCAAACGUGUACCGGGACAUCGUGGUGAAGAUCGUUGGAAAACGCAGCAGCAGCUCCCUUCCACUGCCAGAGUUCGUGGACAACAGCCUGAUCCCUACGUACUGCCUGAAUGCGGAAGGCGUCGGGGCCGUCAGGAAGAUCAUUCUGUGCAUUGCCAAUCAGUUCCCAGACAUCUCGUUCUGCCCGGCGCUGCCCUCGGUGAUUGCGCUGCUCCUGCACUACAGCAAGGACGAGGCCGAGUGCUUCGAGCAGGUCUGUCGCAUCCUGGCUUGCAAUGACCCAUCCAAGAGGCUCAUCGACCAGACCUUCCUGGCCUUCGAGUCCUCCUGCAUGACCUUUGGGGACCUGGUGAACAAGUACUGCCAGGCAGCCCACAAGCUGAUGGUGGCAGUGUCCGAGGAUGUGCUGGAGGUGUACUCGGACUGGCAGCGGUGGCUUUUCGGAGAGCUCCCCAUGGCAUACAUUGCACGGAUCUUUGACGUCUUCCUGGUGGAGGGGUACAAAGUUCUCUAUCGUGUCGCACUGGCCCUUCUGAAAUUCUUUCACAAAGUCAGAGCUGGGCAGCCCACGGAGUCUGACAGCAUCCAGCAGGACAUUCGAGCCUUUGUGAGGGAUAUCGCCAAGUCGGUGUCCCCAGAGAGGCUCCUGGAAAAAGCCUUUGCUAUCCGCCUUUUCUCUCGGAAGGAGAUCCAGCUCCUGCAGAUGGCCAAUGAGAAGGCUUUGCAGCAGAAGGGCAUCACAGUCAAACAGAAAAGUCUUGCACCUCCCAAAAGGCAGAAUGUGCACUUGGCAGUUCAUGCUGAGAACUUCAAAUCAGAAAUUGUGAGUGUGAAGGAGAUGCGGGAUAUCUGGUCAUGGAUCCCAGAGCGAUUUGCACUGUGCCAGCCUCUUCUGCUUUUCACCACCUUGGAACAUGGCUGUAGUUUGAGCAGGUUCUAUUCCCACAGCGAGGGACACGAACCAACUCUGCUCCUCAUCAAGACAACAGCAAAAGAGGUCUGUGGGGCUUACCUGUCCACUGACUGGAGCGAGCGCCGGCGAGGAGGGAACAAGCUGAGCUUCUUCGGAACAGGGGAGUGCUUUGUGUUUAGGCUGCAGCCAGAAGUGGAACGCUACGAGUGGGUGAUCAUAAAACACCCAGAACUGGCCUCGACUGGAUCAGAGACAGAAAACCAUGCCCAACCAGCUUCUAGUGCCCUUUCCUCCAGCAGCAUCCCCUCAGAUCCUUCAGAUCGCCUUUCUCCCUUCUUAGCAGCUAGGCACUUCAACUUGCCUUCCAAAACAGCCUCCAUGUUCAUGGCUGGCAGCAGUGAGUGCAUCAUUGUAGGAGGUGGUGAUGGCCAGGCUCUGUACCUUGAUGCAGAUCUGAACCACGGAAGAACCAGCCACUGCAACACUUUCAAUAACCAGCCACUGUGUUCUGAAAGCUUCCAGAUCUCCAUCCUGGAGGUGUGGGGCUUCAGGGACACCAUGAAUGGUUGAUGUGACUAUCAUUAAUCAGCUAGUUUUUCAGUUGCCCAAGGUAAAUUCCGAUACAGGAGCUAAGUUAGAACAUCCUUUCUGCUGGACUCAGUGCUGUUAGUCAUUCCUAAGUGGUGCACUUGGAUGCAGGCCUAGUUGUUUACUCUUAUUUUAUUUAAGACAGGUCAAGGUGAAAUAAUGUAUCUGAUUGACUGUUUGCCCUUUUACCUCUGGAGAUCUGUAUUCAGGGACUUCUGGUAAAAAUGAAAAUGUGAUGAGUUCAGAGCCAUGCUAGAUGGACACAGGUCCGAAUCAUGGGGUAGGUUUGAGUCCACAGUUCCUCAGAGGCACAGCCCUGGCUGAGCUGUGCUGCAGAGCUCUGAGCCACUGGCACCAGUACCUGGCCUGAGCCAGGAAUAUCAAAUGUCUCCUCACAGGGAACACUGGUGACCUCAGAUCUGACAUAGAAUAGUGGUUCAUAAAAUCACUGCCCUCCUAUGAGCAGAUGUACAGACAAAUCAGUACCAUUACGUUAUGAAGCUGUUCAUUCACACCAAAACCAUGAUUGCUGAUCUUGUACCAAAACCUUUUACAUGUUCCAGUUUCAUAUGUUAGAGCAGUCUGCCUCUGAGAAAGGCAUCCAGGCUGGACAGUGAUAUCUCCAAGUCUUGAUUUUGUUUACAUUCCUAUUCCAUAUCAAUAUGAUGACUUCAGAGUGACUCCCUGUGUCAGACAGCUGAAAGCCAGAGUAUCUGCCGUGCUCAGAAAUGUUCCUUUCCUGGGAGCUGAAAUGAAGCUUUAAAUCUGAAAAUAACUGUGCUGAUAUCCCUGUGUGUUUGGGGAAUUAGACCUGGUGAUAACAGGAGCUUAGUCCUCUCCCCUCGAGUAAAGAGAGGAAGGCAGGAGGCAAAUCUGGGAGUGAAUGGAUUUCCCAGGAGAACUAGAGGCAACACUGUUUUUCCAAAUGUCUUCCCAGUGAUGAGGUCCCUCCUGAGAAGCUAACAGUUUUCUUCCUGUAUAUUCUGGUAGGAUUUGGGUGAUGAAAAGAGGCUUUGCUCCUUCUUGAACAUUCCUACAUUCUCUGCAGGCGUGCCCUGUGGCAUGCGUUGUCUGGAGGCAAUUCUCCAAAGUCUUUAUCCAAAAAUUGCACUAUCUGUUGUGGAAAUUCUCCCACAUGGAGCACAAAUACAUAAAUGUCAGUGAGUAGUCCAGAGCAUACAAUAGGAUGCUCAGAGCUUCAGUGAGUAACUUACUAGUAAGAUUUAUCACAACAGGGAAAAUGAAGGGAAAGAGAAAUUGCUGAUUUUCUAAACAGUUCAAUCUAAAAAAUUGCUGUAGAUUGGGAUUGCUAUUUAAUGUUAUUGCUACUUAAGCUUGAAGUUCAAUAAAAGAAAAAAAUCUAAAUGAAUAAUGUUAAAAUCUAGGCUUGACAGGGUCGCAUUCAUGUUCAGAGGUCUGAGGUGAGUUUUUGGUCAUGCUGGCUUGUCCAGCUUGCCAGCCAUGAGAGUACCUCAUGGCUUGGGAAGGAGUUGCCUCUUGCAGAGUAUAUUAAUAAACUUGGCAUAAAUAAGAUUUGCUUUAUAAGGUGCCAUUUUGAAUUUUUGUCAAAAUAAUUCUUUGAAAAAUUAGCCUAUGUGCAGAACAAUUUCAGAUGUCUUUUGCACCAUUUGUAUUUGCACUUGGAUUCUCUCACCCUGUCUGAGAGUCAGCAUUGGCCUCCCUUUCUCCUUCCCACACAGUGAAUUCUGACCAAUUGUCUUUUCACGGGUUUAUCAUAAGCUUGAUUGAACUGCAAGAGGUAAUUCAGUUAUACUGAUAUAUUUUGAUGUGGAAGAACUCAGUCAUAUCUGGCUUUUUGCAAAUACUGGCUGAUGCUGCCUUCUAUUUUUCCAAGGCACCCGUGUCUCUUUGCCCUUGCAGGUAUCCCACAAGCUUCUUCAGACAAAAGAAAUCACUCAGAAAGUAUAGGUUCUGCUUAGUGUAGGUGGGAUUUCUGUUUGGUUUGCGUCUCGUCUUUUGAGCUUGUCUGAGGAGGUGCCCUUGGGAACAAAAAACAACUCAAAAACACAAUAAUAUUAAUUUCCAUCUUGUUGUCAGAAAUUUCCCAGAGCUGUGUGUUGGUAGGAUUUGUGGGAGUGUAAUGUUCUACUCCAAAUGAAUAAAUUUUAUCUGCAAAAACUUGUCUGCAUCUGGCAGUGUGAUGGGAUUUCCUGGCUCCCAUCCCUGCUGGGUGCAACUAUGUUAAUACCUCGUCUUAAGCCAUAUCUAAGAAACCUUCCUCAGAAACAUGUUCCUUUCCCUGCUCUGUUCUUGGUGCACAGCAGUUUGGGUGUUUAGAAUCUGAAAUAACUUGUGGUUCCUCAGAAACUCAUCAUAGGAUAUCAGUGUGAGAAUCCAAGGAGCAGUACUGGAUGGCAGGCAUGGGACCGGUUUGGCUUGACGAAGUACUGCCCUGCCACAGCCACCAUGUGGGACUGAUCUGUGUGGGUUGAACUGGAGUCGCCUGGAUGUGCAAGAAACUGCAAUAAUCCAGGGAGAGCAGUUCUACAGUGCUGCAGCAACUUCAUACAAUCCUUGUGUUCAGCAAAAAUGGAUAUUCCUUGUCAUGUGCAAGUCCUCAUCCAUUAUUCCUGUUGUGGUUGUGAGACACCUUAGAUAUAUGCAGCAUUUUGACUUGGUUAUCCUUCCAGUAGCAGAGAGGCAUUUUUCCUGUCUGUGAAGUUAAUGGUUAUUGCUGACCAACUGUAUAUCUAAGUUCAUGCAAAACUCUUUGAGAUAGAGGCCACAGGCUGGUUUUGAAGACAAUGACUACCAUGGAUACUUUAUCAGAAAGUGGAGUUAUCUCAAGUACUCUAACCAUGAAGUGCUUUAGUCAGUUGUUACUUGCAGCUCUGCACACCUGUUGAGGUAGGCUGUAAUCCCUGUUUGUGAUCUUGCUGGCAGCACCAAGAGUGCCAGAGUUAUGGGAUGGGCUUGGGCUGGGAGCUGCAGACUAGGCAUUGGUCACCACAGUUCUGUGAGACCAUCUGUGCUUUCCUGAAAAGCUGCUUUUUGCUCUGUCAUGCUCCUUAAAGGCAGAAAAUAUUAGAAACUCCUAACAUCAGAAACCUGACUUCACUGUAAAUGUCAACCAAACUGUUUGCAGGCCAUGGGAACUGUAUCCAGCUGCAGCCAGGCUGGACAGACUUCACUGCACCUGAGCUGUCUUUCCUGCAGCUCCUGCACUUUGGCACACUCCUUUUUCUGAUGCAGCACAUUAAUCAAACUCCUGUUAAUAGAGACAAAUCAGCCAAUGCAAGGGAAAAAUUCUCAUUUCCUCUCUGAUGACAUAGUUGAAGUGAAAAUGGAAUGGUGGCCAGUACUGUUCUUUGAAGAGUUAAACCAUGCCAAUAGAGAUCUGUGGUGAGCCACAGAGGGGUGACGUGCAGAUCCAUGAACUGCUCUUCAUGUGUGUGUAUUGAAAUUGUGUAUCUUUGUCCUUGGAAAUUCAUCCUCGUUUUUGGUGGAGCAUAAUCUGCUCUGCCCAUGGGGACACUGAUGCCACAGUCAGGAGCUGACCCACAACCGUGGCAGUGCAAGAGUUCGGCUCCUGCGAGUGGCACUGAGUCAGGCUGUCGGGUACAGCCAAGGCUUGGGCACCUGGCUGUUCUGCAGCUCUCUGUCAUGGAUUUCAGACUAUUCAUAGUCAGAAUGAACGUGUGUGUACUAUUUGGGGUGAUGUUUUCUUCGGAUGAGUGGUGACGUGCUGCCAAGUUGGUUUUCUACCCUAUCUUGGAAUCACUGCCCUAUGUCAAUGGUAUUUUUGUCACUGUGCAGAAUCUUGGGUAUUAAAGGUAUUUGACUGUG